This is a messenger RNA of Colletotrichum navitas, 1608 nucleotides long. Its product is annotated as fibronectin type III domain-containing protein. Lineage: Eukaryota; Fungi; Ascomycota; Sordariomycetes; Glomerellales; Glomerellaceae. The transcript has a single exon. The record is from RefSeq and is a predicted model, not a curated record. Bases 311 to 1426 code for a protein of 371 amino acids. Gene Ontology annotation, molecular function: protein binding; phosphatidylcholine lysophospholipase A1 activity.
AAUAGAUAUUCUUCUAAGAGACAUUGGUGCUUGCAAAUGUUGCCUCUAGAUUCAACAUGGUUACAUGGAUAUUGAUCACCUAGAAAAAGAUGCGCAUUUAGAUUCGCCCCCCAUCGGAACACGGCUUUGGCAACCAUGGACCAUCCAAUUCGCUUACAAAACUUGCGGAAUGACGACACGCAAUACCCUUUUGAUGCGCACGCAAACUUUGACCGAGCACUUGCGCACCUUGCGAGGCAAUAGCACCAGCGGAUCUCAACUUUCUCUUUCCCCCAGCAACUGACAUGCAUAUCUGAAGAAAGCAGAAAAGAUGGGCGACUGCAUUGAUGACGAUGUCUGCACGCCGAUCAGAGUUAUGAUUGUUGGCGAUUCCAUGACUCAAGGUCGCGAAGGGGACUUCACAUGGCGAUACAGGCUCUGGCAAUGGAUGACAGAAGAGGGGGUCAACUUUCAGUUUGUCGGCCCAUACAAAGGAACGAAAACACCACAAGUCUCUCGUCCUCCGCAACCAUCGGCAUCGGAACCCGAGCCAGCAUUGGAUAGCAAUGUCCCGAUUGACCUCGGCGGCUACGCUGCGGGCGUAAUAUUCGACUCCUGCCAUUUCUCAAUAUGGGGACUACAAGCGACACAGUGCAAGAACUUGGUGCGAGACCAGGUGGAACGGUUUCGACCAGACUAUAUGUUGGUCAUGCUCGGGUUCAACGAUAUGGGAUGGGGCGUUGCGGACGCUGAAGGCACCAUCGCUGCCAUGGAACAACUGAUAUACAGGAUACGCGCUGCGAACCCGACGGUCAAGCUCGCCAUUGCUGACGUGCCGCAGCGCACCCCUAUGGAGGGGACAGAAAAGUUGGCCCCCAUGGUCGACAGAUACAAUCAGCUUCUGCGGACCUCGGCCAGGAACUGGGGGACCCCGCAGUCUCCCGUAGAGCUGGUCGAGAUUCGCAACAACUACGACUGCUCUCGCGGCAGUUAUGAUGGCCUGCACCCCAACGCGCUAGGGGAGUUCCAGAUCGCCAGAGCGUUUUCCCGGACCCUCGUUCGCGGCUAUGGUAUUGGAACACAUGAGCCGAGCAUCCCGCUGAAGAUACCGGAACGACCUACUCCGGUACUGUCGAACGUUGUUGCGCAAGCUGUCGCGUACGGCGUCGCUGUCACCUGGGAUGCAGUGUAUGGUGCUCUCGGCUACGACGUUAGAAGCCGUGCAGGCACGGGCUCACUUUGGAGCGAGUGGCGCACCGAAUCGAACCGAUACGAUUCGACUUGCACUCAGGAAGGGCUGGAGUAUCACUAUCAGGUUCGGACUUACAAUGGUGAUAGUCUUGUAUCCGCUUGGUCAAAAGUAGUGUCUGCGGUUUCACGGCCAAAGUCGGUUUCUGGACGCGGGGAUAUCGUCGCAAAACAAAAUGCAAGACAGGUAAACUGUUGAGUGAGAAAAAUCACCUGGAUGACGGAACAUCAAUCGUUGUGAUGAUGCCGCUCAGACAGACCAGUUGUCGCACAGAUGAUUCCCGUCAACUUCGGGAUUGAAGGAGACACAAUUUAGUAUAUCAGUUGUUUAGUAGUUGUACGAGAAGCAGAUUCAACCCUUUAAUUUUGUCAAUGUAGCGC